Teleopsis dalmanni is the source of this 3037-nucleotide messenger RNA. Its product is annotated as protein hunchback-like. The coding region runs from base 341 to 2734 and encodes 797 amino acids. NCBI's taxonomy places the organism in Eukaryota, Metazoa, Arthropoda, Insecta, Diptera, Diopsidae. The record is from RefSeq and is a predicted model, not a curated record. The transcript is spliced from 2 exons.
AAAAAGAAAAAAGUGUUGAACACAAAUAACAGUUUAUUACAACAUUGUUGAUUUUUAUUUUUUCUACUUAUAUUAAUAAUUUGUGCAUAGCGAAAAGAACAAAAUAAUAAUAUAAAAAAAAUAUCUUAGUAAUAAUUAUCAAGUAACAUAUAGCGGUAGUUAGUGCUCAUGCGUAUUUCUGGCGCCUACAAAAACAAUAUUAGUGUAAAAGCAGAAAAUAGUGUCCAGAGAUAAAAAAAAACAAGAAUUUAAUUGAAAAGGAAUUUAAGCAAAGAAACACAGUAAAGUUUAAACAAUUUAAAUACACAAAACCGACACACACAAACAAAGUUUUGCAAACAUGCAAAACUGGGACGCUAUGCAACCCACCGCUAAUUACGACCAGCACAAUACUUGGUACAAUAAUAUGUUUGCCGCCAACAUCAAAAAUGAACCUGGCACUAUAAGCCCUACACAAUUGCAACAUGCAGCAUCAUUGUCCUCUUCAACACUCUCAACAGCAACAUCACAACUGGAAAAUUAUUUGAAACAACAACAGCAAUUAGUUCCUAUGGACACUAUGUCAGCUAUGACCCCAUCACCUAGCAACAACGACAGCAUGCAACACUUUUUCGACGGUAAUAUCCAACAGCAACUGUUGCAACAACAACAAUACCAACAACAAUUUCAACAAGCGCAACAAGCUGCUGCACAAAAUCAGGUCACAUCAAACCAUUUACCAUUGGGUUUUAAUCCUCUUACACCGCCUGGGUUGCCGAAUGCAGUUUUGCCACCGAUGUCUCACUUUUAUAAUCACAAUAAUAUGCAUACUGGUGUAAAUAAAACACCCAGUCCCCAGCCUACUCCACAAGCGAAUGUUGCAGCAAUACCUUUGGAGAGCAGCGAAAAAUUACAAUCGGCAUUAACCCCGCGUAACACACCACCUAUGGAUAUAACACCACCUAAGUCACCAAAAACUACCAACAACAGCAAUCAGUCAGAACAGCAGGGAGAUGGGCAGGCAAUAGAAAAGGAUCAAGAUUUGGUGUCUAACUCCAGUGAAGAUAUGAAGUAUGCCGUCGAUUCUGAUGAUGAUGAAGCUAUUCGUUUGCCAAUUUAUAAUUCCCAUGGCAAAAUGAAGAAUUACAAAUGUAAAACCUGUGGUCUAGUUUCUAUUACGAAAGUUGCUUUCUGGGAACAUACACGCUCACACAUGAAACCAGAUAAAAUUUUACAGUGCCCAAAGUGUCCAUUUGUUACUGAAUUGAAGCAUCAUCUGGAAUAUCAUACACGUAAACACAAGAAUAUUAAGCCAUUCCAGUGCGAAAAGUGCUCCUAUACCUGUGUUAACAAAUCGAUGUUGAACUCUCAUCGUAAAUCUCAUUCAUCUGUUUAUCAAUAUCGUUGCUCAGACUGUGAUUAUGCCACAAAAUAUUGCCACUCAUUCAAAUUGCAUCUACGCAAAUAUGAUCAUAAGCCAGGUAUGGUACUUGAUGAGGAAGGUGUACCUAACCCAUCCGUAGUAAUUGAUGUUUAUGGUACACGACGUGGACCGAAAACAAAAUCUGCUGGAGGUCUUACAAAGCGUGAACGAAUAUCUGCUGCAAAUCUUAGUAAGCAACAAUCUAAUGAAAUCAAAAUGCCAACAUCUCAAUUAUCGGCAGCCUUGCAAGGUUUCAGUAUUCCACAACAACAUCAAAUGCCUGCGUCUCCUGCCAAAAGUACCAACUCUGCUACAUCCGACAUAUCUGGUUUGGCCUUAGGCAUGAACUUACAACAACAACAGCAGCAACAACAAGCACAAGCCAAUCAAAGUGUAAAUUCGCAAGCGAACACUCAACACUCUUUGCCUAACUUAUUACCGCCAUUAGCUACGAUACUACAACAAAAUCGUAAUAUGGCUUUUUUCCCUUAUUGGAACUUAAAUUUACAAAUGCUGGCCGCACAACAACAAGCUGUGGUUUUAGCACAAUUAUCACCACGUAUGCGUGAAACUGCUUUGCAACAAUUGCAAAAUCAACAGACUGGUGGUAAUGAAUCAGCUCAUGAAGAAGAUGAUGAUGACUUUGAAAGUAAAUCCAUUGAUUCGGCAAUGGACCUAUCUCAGGGCACACCUGGUAAAGAAGAGUUGCAGCCAGUACAUGAUAUAGCUAUGAAUCUUAAAUUGCAAGAAGAAGGUUCCGAUACACCAAUGCUGAGCUCAAAUAAUGCCUCACGGCGCAAGGGUCGCGUACUAAAAUUGGAUGCAGUUUUACAAUUAAAAUCAGCUUCCCAAUCACCGGAGCAAAUGAAAGAGUCGCCCAUUUCUUUAAUUACUCACGAAAAUGAAGAACGUAUUGUCCCUUCGCCUUUUGUAAAUGAUGCACCAUCACCAUUACCAGUCAAAGUAGAUGAACAUAUAUCGGCUGGUAAGAGUAUGGAAACUACAGCUGCACCAACUGCUGUCGCAUCAGUACCACCACUACCACCAUCAGCCACUAUAAACACUAAUUCAGCUAAUACAAGCUCGAGCUCAACUGCAUCCUCAUCAGGCAACAGCUCUAAUAGCUCAAGCUCACUUUUCUCAAUCGCCCUUCAAGCCGGCGCAAUCUACGAAUGCAAAUAUUGUGAUAUAUUCUUCAGGGAUGCUGUUCUCUAUACAAUCCACAUGGGAUAUCACAGUUGCGAUGAUGUAUUCAAGUGCAACAUGUGCGGUGACAAAUGUGAUGGACCUGUUGGUCUCUUUGUGCACAUGGCACGUAAUGCACAUUCUUAAGAGGAGCCAUUAACGAGCCACUAGGCUCUUUGUGCACAUGGCACAUAAAUCACAUUCUUAAGCAAAUAACUGAGCCAAGAUUCACUUUUAUUUUAUAUUUACUUUAGUUGUUUAUUGUAAAAAUUGUAUAUAGUUUUAAGUUGUGUAUAUGGUAUAAAUCUUUAUGGGCAUCCCUGUAAUCACAUACACGAAGUUGUCCUCAAUUGUAAAUAUAACCCUCCCCCUCCCCUUUAGUUUUAAGUUAAGUGUUAAGUUUUAAGUUAAGUUAAGUUAAGUUUUAAAUUAAGUUUUAAUUUUGCUUUU